GCUGCGUGCCGCUGUGCAAGUCGAACGAAAAAAAGAAAGUGCCUGGACUAUCUUUCCAUGAAGUUCCUGCUGCCGCCGACGUACGAGAGAAGUGGUUGGCCGCUAUUCGGCGGGACGGCUGGUCGCCAAAUGCAACGUCCUGUUACACGAAGGUAUGUAGCCGUCAUUUUCGCGUCGAAGACUUUCUUGAAGGAAAGAGACGACGGUUGAAGAAAGGUGCAGUGCCUUCAGUUUUUGAAGAUUACCCCAAACACUUGCAGCCAAAAGGAAGCGCUGAACGAAGCACAGCAAGCAUUGAAAAGCGAGCUUGUGCUCCGUUGAGACUGGGGAGCGGUCAUGCGACAAGCGGCGCUACUGGGCUGUUGCCACCUGCAGCACCCAGACCACCAGAACCUGAAUGGGAGGAACCAGAGCCCAUGGACACCGCCGAUAGUGUCAGCCAAACCGAUCAGCGCAAUGAUGUUACGCAUGAUAAGGAAGGUGCACUCAAGCCUCGUGCAUGUGACCGAGGUAUUCAGGUCGACAGCAGGCAAGUGUCAAGUUUGCUGACCACAGAAAAAGCCAAAUGGAAAAGAAAAGAAAAGGACCUGAGGAACCAGGCACUUAGGUUGCAACGGACUGUGGAAAAGUACAAAUUGGAGCUAAGAAAGCUGCAAGAAGAUUCCUUGGCGUCAGAUAUCUCGUAUAUCAGACAAAGGGCCACAGAGCAACAGCCUGCAGCAUUGUUUUUGCUAGACCAAAUCACAAAUUUUAAGAAAAAAAGGCCAACCUGGUCUGAAGAGACAACUCGUCGGUGCGUGGUCCUUCGACAUUUGUCAACAAAAGCAUACGAGCACAUGCGACGUGAAACGCUUCUAAAACUUCCAAGUCGAACAACCCUGACGAAUUACAUUGGCACUACCAGUGGUGAGACAGGCUUCAGCAAACUGGUUGAAACCAGGUUAGCUACAGAAGCUAAAAACUUGGACAAGCCUCAGUCAAGGGUCUGCUCUCUCAUCGCUGACGAAAUGAGGAUAAAAGAAAAGUUACAGUACCACAAGCAAAGGGAUUGCUUUGUUGGGCACGUAGAUGUUGAUCUAGAACAAAACAGCAGCAGCCCUGUUUUAGCCAAUUCACUUCUUUGUUUCGUGAUUAGUGGCAUGAGCACAGCAUUCCGAAUACCAGUGGCUUACUACUUUACGAAGGGACUUACCGGCGACCAACUUCAUAAAUUGAUUGUUUUUGUAAUGAAGAAAGUGGAAGCAUGUGGAUUUAAGAUUGUGCGGCUAGUGACCGACAAUCACAAAGUUAAUGUGAAUGCCAUCAAACUUCUCGGGAAUGGAUUGGUAACCUACAAGACUGAACAUCCCUGUGACCCAGACAGACUCCUUUUCAUGAGUUUCGACCCGUGUCAUGUGUUAAAGAACGUCCGGUCACAACUGUUGUCGCAUGAUAUUGGGCCAAAAUGUGAAAUUUCUGCUUCCUUCAUCAAGGACCUGUACGAGAUGCAGAAAGGUUUAACUGUAAAACCUGUCCGAUAUUUGAGCCGGAAGCAUGUUUUCCCUAAUAAUAUAGAAAAAAUGAACGUUGGAAGAGCUGUUCAGCUCCUCUCCCCAAGCGUGACGGCUGCUUUAGAGUACUUGAAAGGUCAAGCUGGGCAUACAUGCUCCAAAUCAUUUUCCCAUGCAGGCCCAACCAUUACCUUCAUGAAGAAUUUUUACCGCUGGUUUGUACUGCACGACACAAGCAAUACUGUGCAGCACAUAUAUCAGAAUUUUGCUGAUGCUCGACACUAUGACGACGUUGAAGAUCCUAGGCUCAAAUGGCUUGAAGUCACCUUUCCAUUGUAUUUGGAUGGGCUGAAGAAGAGGUGCAACCAUCCACGAGAAUUUCUUACGAAGGAGACGUACGAGGCUGUUCUCGUCACCACUUACUCUACAGUGGCAUGUAGUAUAAGAUACCUGCUCACAGAUGAGAGCUUCUUCUUUGUUCUUACACGCCGGUUCAACAGUGACCCAAUAGAGUCAUUGUUUGGAACAUUGAGGAUGUCAUCAGGCACAAAUGACACGCUGGAUGUUCGUGCUGCACUUUCGGGUCUCGAAAAAAUCCUGAAGACCGGAAUCGCUGCGGCUAGUGCAGCAUCAAAUGUUGCUCAUGCUGAGAGUUCAACAUCAGUGCCCCUACCUGCCGGUGCUUCAAGUUCGCAACCGUCGUGUACUUUGUCCGUGCCGCUUCCUUCUACUGCAAACACAGAUGUGCAAACACCACCUUCUAUGAAAAAGGCAGUUGUGGUGUUGCAAAGGCUAACCGCUUCUGUGUUGCCUCAGUACCUGCCAUCUCUUCAAAUAUCGGCCACAGCAUAUGUAGGGGGCUACAUUGCCCGUGUGGUGAGUGAAAAAGUGAACUGUGAAAACUGUGUCUCUGUGUGUUCGAAGCCAGCCAGCAACCAGCCGCUCCUGCAGCUGACACGCCACCAGGACCGAGGUGGUUUGCUGUAUCCAUCUGACCAGCUCCUUUUUGUCCUUGACACUUUGCGAGCUUUUGCAGACGGUGCGCUCAAAGACAACCCGACUUUGGCAAAGCCACUCAGUACCUUGACAAAGUACACAAUUCCAGCCCUCUGUGCAUCAAGGCUCCUUAAAUGCCACAGUGAUGGCAGCUAUGACCACAGGGUGCGACUCAUGAACAUCAUAUGUAUUUACUUCCUCAGGCCACUCCUCUCGAACUAUGCAUUUAAUGUGACUGACAAGCAGGAUGCUUGCAAAUAUUUCGCGAGGAAGCCACUUUCAAGGAAGUAUGUAAGGAUUUGAGAAAGGUUGUGUCCUUGUGUAUUAUGUGAUAUUUUAUUUUGUCAACAAAUAUUUUCAUUGCAAGCCAUUUUAUGCAGCGCUGUGAUAAAUAUUCUCUUAUGCAAUUUAUGAUAUUUUUUUCUUGUCAGCAAAUGUUUUAACCUUAGGCUAUUGUAUGCAUGGCUCUGAAAAAUAGUUUUGUGCAAUUUAUGAUCUUUUUUCUUGUCAGCAAAUGUCUCACUCUUAGGCCAAUGUAUGCAUGGCUGUGAAAUAUUGUUUCCUUGUGCAGUUAACGUUUCUUUAAUUGCCACCAAAUGUUUCACUAUUAUGCCAAUGGAUGUAAGGGUGUGAAAAUCAUUGUGUGUGUAAUUUUAUAUUUAUUUUUUUUGUGCGCAAAUGUUUUAAUAGCGGGGCAGCAUAUGUACGGCUGCGAGAAAGGUUGCUUUCUUCCAAUAAAUUUUUUUUUU
Molecule: messenger RNA, 3235 nt
Organism: Rhipicephalus sanguineus (brown dog tick)
Lineage: Eukaryota; Metazoa; Arthropoda; Arachnida; Ixodida; Ixodidae
Exons: 1
Coding region: 417-2789 (790 amino acids)
Source: RefSeq, a predicted model, not a curated record